This is a messenger RNA of Lentinula edodes (shiitake mushroom), 330 nucleotides long. Its product is annotated as hydrophobin 2. Gene Ontology annotation, cellular component: fungal-type cell wall. Gene Ontology annotation, molecular function: structural constituent of cell wall. NCBI's taxonomy places the organism in Eukaryota, Fungi, Basidiomycota, Agaricomycetes, Agaricales, Omphalotaceae. The coding region runs from base 1 to 330 and encodes 109 amino acids. The transcript is spliced from 3 exons. The record is from RefSeq and is a predicted model, not a curated record.
AUGCAGUUCAAAUUCGCCUUUGUCUCCGCUGUUCUCGCUACCCUUGCGGUCGCCACACCUGCUCCUCGUGGUGAGCCGGCCAGCAGUUGCAGUACCGGUCCUGUCCAGUGCUGCGAUAGCACCCAGACUGCCAACAGCGCUAGCGCGACCGCUCUACUUGGCCUCCUCGGCAUUGUUCUCCAAGAUUUGAACGUGCUGGUCGGUCUCACCUGUUCCCCCAUUACUGUCAUCGGUGCUUCUGGUAGCAGCUGCUCUGCGCAGGCUGUCUGCUGUGAAGAUAACAGCCACGGUGGACUCAUUUCCAUCGGCUGUGUUCCCGUCACUCUUUGA